Acipenser ruthenus (sterlet) is the source of this 3046-nucleotide messenger RNA. RefSeq names its product mediator of RNA polymerase II transcription subunit 16. Bases 177 to 2675 code for a protein of 832 amino acids. NCBI's taxonomy places the organism in Eukaryota, Metazoa, Chordata, Actinopteri, Acipenseriformes, Acipenseridae. The record is from RefSeq and is a predicted model, not a curated record. Gene Ontology annotation, biological process: positive regulation of DNA-templated transcription. The transcript has 15 exons. Gene Ontology annotation, molecular function: protein binding. Gene Ontology annotation, cellular component: mediator complex.
UCUGAAUAUUAUGAUUUAUUCUUGUCUAAUUGUUAUAAUUUCAAUAUAAUGAAUGUUAAAUACGUACAGUAAUCGGCGCUGUCUUAAAAAGGCUUUGGAACACGGUUUGACAGUGUAAUGCAGUGAGCUUUACAUAAACACAGUAGAGCGCACCGGGACUCGUUUCUGCACAGAAGAUGGACGUCGCUUACGUCUGCGAGUGGGAAAAGAGACCGAAAAGCAACCACUGCCCCUCCAUCCCACUCGUGUGUGCCUGGUCCUGCAGGAACCUCGUUGCCUUCACCACCGACCUCAAAAACGAGGAGGAGAAAGACCUGACUCAUAUGAUCCACAUCAUUGAUACCGAGCACCCCUGGGACAUCUACUCCAUCAAUUCAGGACACAAUGAGGUCAUCACGUGCCUGGAAUGGGACCAGUCCGGCUCGCGGCUGCUCUCUGCUGACGCGGACGGGCAGAUUAAAUGCUGGGGGAUGGCAGAGCACCUGGUGAACGGCUGGGAGAGUUCCCUGGGGAGUGCUGUGGAGGGAGACCCCAUCGUCGCCCUGUCCUGGCUGCACAACGGGGUCAAACUGGCCCUGCAUGUCGAGAAGUCAGGCUCAUCGAAUUUCGGGGAGAAGUUUUCGCGGGUGAAGUUCUCUCCGUCUCUGACUCUGUUCGGAGGGAAGCCGAUGGAGGGCUGGAUGGCGGUGACGGUGAGCGGGCUGGUGUCCGUGUCUCUGCUCAAGCCCAACGGCACGCUGCUGACCGCCAGCGAGAGCCUGUGCCGACUGCGGGGCCGCGUGGCGCUGGCGGACAUCGCCUUCACGGGAGGGGGGAACAUCGUGGUGGCGGCCACCGACGGCAGCAGCUCCUCCCCGGUGCAGUUCUACAAGGUGUGCGUGGGGGUGGUGAACGAGAAGUGCCGCAUUGACACGGAGCUCCUGCCCUCGCUCUUCAUGCGCUGCACCACAGACCCGGCACGCAAGGACAAGUACCCCGCCGUCACACACCUCAAAUUCCUCACGAGGGAGAACUCCGAGCAGGUGCUGCUGUGUGCCUCCAGCCAGCUGGGCAGUAUUGUGGAGUGCUGGUCCCUGAGGAAGGAGGGACUCCCGGUCAACAAUAUCUUCCAACACCGCUCCCCAGUAGUGGGUGAGAAACAGCCCAUGAUCCUCAAGUGGAGAAUCCUGUCAGCCACCAGCGAUCUGGACCGUGUUUCAGCCGUGGCGCUGCCCAAACUGCCCAUUUCCAUCUCCAACACUGACCUCAAAGUGGCCAGCGACACCAAGUUCUGUCCAGGCCUCGGGCUGGCCCUGGCGUUUCACGACGGCAGUAUUCACAUCGUGCACCGGCUGUCUCUGCAGACCAUGGGUGUGUUCUACGGCAGCUCGGCCUCCUCUCAGCGCGGCCCCGACGAGCCGGCCCUCAAGAGGCAGCGCCCCGCCGGCACUGCCGGACACUUCAAGGCUCUGCAGCUCUCCUGGACCUCCCUGGCUCUCGUGGGCAUCGACAACCACGGCAAGCUGCACAUGUUGCGUGUCUCGCCUUCCAUGGGCCACACUCUGGACAUGAACACCUCACUGCGCCACCUGCUGUUCCUGCUGGAGUACUGCAUGGUGACCGGCUAUGACUGGUGGGACAUCUUGCUGCACGUGCAGCCUGGCAUGGUGCAUAACCUGGUGGACAAGCUUCAUGAGGAGUACAUGCGCCAGAACCAGGCCCUGCAGCAGGUCCUGUCGACGCGGAUCGUAGCUAUGAAGGCAUCUCUGUGUAAGCUGUCGAGUGCCACCGUGGCGCGGGCCUGUGAUUACCACGCCAAGCUCCUGCUCAUAGCAAUCAGCUCCACACUCAAAUCGCUGCUGAGACCUCACGUGCUCAACACCCCUGACAAGAGCCCUGGAGACAGACUGGCUGAGAUCUGCGUGAAGAACACUGACACAGAUAUCGACAAGGUGAUGAUCAAUCUGAAGACAGAGGAGUUUGUGCUGGACGCCUCCACCCUGCAGUCUCUGCAGCAGCUCAUCCAGUGGGUGGGAGACUUGGUGCUGUACCUGCUGGCCAGCCUGCCCAACCAGGGCUCUCUGGUGCGGCCGGGGUUUGGGUUCCUGCGUGACGGCCCCUCUCUGGGAAUGCUGCGGGAGAUGAUGGUGGUGAUCCGGAUCUGGGGUCUCCUGAAGCCUGGCUGCCUGCCCAUCUACACAGCCACCUCGGACAACCAGGACAGCAUGUCUCUGCUGUUCCGCCUGCUCACCAAGCUCUGGCUCUGCUCCCGUGAUGAGAACCACCCUUCAGAACCAGACGAUUCCCUUAUAGAUGAGUGCUGCCUCCUGCCCAGCCAGCUGCUGGUGCCCAACAUGGACUGGCUGCCCGUCAACGACGGGGUGGUGAGCAAGCUGCAGAACAAGCAGCCUCUGCGCCUGCAGUUCGGGAAGCCCUACAGCCUGCCAGGACUCGGCUCGGGGGCGCCGGUAGAGAUCUUCUCCAGGACCCCCGGCUCUCAGAGGAUGGACAAUCUGCGCUGUCUGCACCUGGGCGUCUGCCCCACCGAGGACAGCAAGGCAUGCACCAGGUGUGGCUGUGUCACCAUGCUGCGAUCGCCCAACAAGACCACCGCAUUGAAGCAGUGGGAGCAGCGCUGGAUUAAGAACUGUCUGUGCGGGGGGCUGUGGAGAAGGAUCCCCACCACUGUGUCCUGAGAGAGAAACCCCAAACCCCACCCCGACCUAGCCCAGGGUCGAGACUUUGAACCUCAAUGGCCUUUCCUGAGUCUUUGUUGGACCUGCCAGAUUUUUGGAUUUCAUUUUGUAAAUAGUCUUUUUUUUCUAAUAGUUGUUUGUAUACAGUUGAUGUUUUUUUUCUUUCUUUAAUAAAUACAUAUCAUGUUGCUCUUGUCCAGACAAGCUUCAGAUUUACUAUAUCUUUGUAGUGCUGAUAUAAUUUGCACAGGUGAGGCACUAAGUCAAAGUGACUUCAACAGUGAGCCCGAUUUCCCAGGAUGAGAAGGCAUGACUAAUUUAAUCUGAAUAAAUGGCGCAAUAUUUUUGUGACUACUCCUGCAGUAUAAUUU